This is a messenger RNA of Phytomonas sp. EM1, 1204 nucleotides long. Lineage: Eukaryota; Euglenozoa; Kinetoplastea; Trypanosomatida; Trypanosomatidae. The record is from the annotation of a GenBank genome assembly.
CCCCUGAAAGAGAUCUAGUGCUACAUUUAGGAGUGAUGAACCUGAAGCGUCUAACAGCUGCCAUUUUAAAACAACAAGACGAUGUGUGUAGCUCUGCAAUAAUUCAACUUCUCGAAAAUAGUUCCGACUUUAAGAAUUUGGCGCUUAGGGAGGGUCAAGCAAUACUUAAACGAGAUGAAGAAGAUGAAAGCAAACUCGCGAAGGGAAUUGAACUUGCUGUCAGAAAAAACAUUCUAAAAAAGAAGUUCGAAGACCCACCAGCGAUCCGAAUUAAUGUGAAAAACCGCACUGCCCAGGAGAUCACAGACGAAAUUAUUACGCAUUUACCAUCGCGUGAGGGCAACGUCAUCGUGGUACAGGGCCUCAGCGGGACCGGGAAGGGCACGACUGUCUCAAAGCUUUGGAGAGCUCUACCACGAUGCGUCAUAUGGAGUAACGGCAACGUGUUUCGCAGCUACACUUACUUAUGUAAUGAAGAGCUCGCUAAAUCUGGGAAAUGCAUAUCCGAUGAAACCCUCACCCCAGAGCUCCUGCGUUCAUUGGAGAAACGGAUUACUUUCGAGAAGACAGAAAGCGACGGCCAGUACCACACGAUCCUGGAUGGGCACGUUCGAGUAGAUGACAUUGAAAACACCAUUCUCAAGAUGCCCUUCAUUGGUCAGAAUGUCCCCACUGUGGCUCAACAGACGCAAGGUGAGGUCAUUCGCUUCGCCAUAAACGCGCUACAAAAGCUAAGUGAAGAAGGCUACAAUGUCGUGGUGGAGGGUCGCGCACAGACCCUGAAUUUUAUUGAAACCAAGGAGCGUUUUGAGCUUUUCAUUCCGGAUGUACCCACCCUCGGCCAGCGGCGAGCGGCGCAGCGCGUCAUGGCACGGGCCCUGGAUCUCGUCGGCAGUCAAAUCGACUCCUUGUCCGAUAAAGAAGUAUGUCGAUACGUUGAGGAUGCACUCGAAUAUCUUACUCGCUGUGAUUAAUAAAGGUGCGUAUGUGUUUUCCUCUUUAAAAAUGUACCAGUCUCUUUCUACAUAUAAUUUGCUGUGUUUGGAGAAAUAAGUAAAAAGAUUUUAGCCAGUUGUAAAAAUUUUCCCCUUCUCCUUAAGUGUUUUUAUCCCAAAUCGGUCCUACUAGGGUGGUCGGAUAAGAUUGUAAGCUUAUUUAUCAUAAAUAAAUUUGCCAAUGUACGAGUAUUUUGCUGUAAUAUGGA